CUCCCUCCUCUGGGCGCCAGCCGCCUUAGGCCUGAGCGAGAGCGGACGGCGGGCGGGCGGCCGCAGCUGCAGCCUGAGAGCCGCGGCGGGGGGCUGGUGGGCCCCGCAGCUUUGCUCCUCCUCAGCGCCCGCGCUCUCGGACAUGGUGGCCCCCGGCUCUGUGACCAGCCGGCUGGGCUCGGUGUUCCCCUUCCUGCUGGUCCUGGUGGACCUGCAGUACGAAGGUGCUGAAUGUGGAGUAAAUGCAGAUGUUGAGAAGCAUCUGGAAUUGGGCAAGAAACUCCUUGCAGCUGGACAGCUCGCGGAUGCGUUAUCUCAGUUUCACGCUGCAGUAGAUGGUGACCCUGAUAACUAUAUUGCUUACUAUCGGAGAGCUACUGUCUUUUUAGCUAUGGGCAAAUCAAAAGCAGCACUUCCUGAUUUAACUAAAGUGAUUGAAUUGAAGAUGGAUUUCACUGCAGCAAGAUUACAGCGAGGUCACUUAUUACUCAAACAAGGAAAACUUGAUGAAGCAGAAGAUGAUUUUAAAAAAGUGCUCAAGUCAAAUCCAAGUGAAAAUGAAGAAAAGGAAGCCCAGUCCCAGCUAAUCAAAUCUGAUGAAAUGCAGCGUUUGCGCUCACAAGCACUGGAUGCCUUUGAGAGCUCAGAUUUUACUGCUGCUAUAACCUUCCUUGAUAAGAUUUUAGAGGUUUGUGUUUGGGAUGCAGAACUACGAGAACUUCGAGCUGAAUGUUUUAUAAAAGAAGGGGAACCUAGGAAAGCGAUAAGUGACUUAAAAGCUUCGUCAAAAUUGAAAAAUGAUAAUACUGAGGCAUUUUAUAAAAUCAGCACACUGUACUAUGAACUAGGAGACCAUGAACUAUCUCUCAGUGAAGUUCGUGAAUGUCUUAAACUUGACCAGGAUCAUAAACGGUGUUUUGCACACUAUAAACAAGUAAAGAAACUUAAUAAGCUGAUUGAGUCAGCUGAAGAGCUCAUCAAAGAUGGCAGGUACGCAGAUGCGAUCAGCAAAUAUGAAUCUGUCAUGAAAACAGAGCCAGGUGUUCCUGAAUAUACAGUUCGUUCAAAAGAAAGGAUUUGUCACUGCUUUUCUAAGGACGAGAAGCCUGUUGAAGCUAUUCGAGUCUGUUCAGAAGUUUUACAGGUAGAACCUGACAAUGUGAAUGCCCUGAAAGACCGAGCAGAGGCCUAUUUAAUAGAAGAAAUGUAUGAUGAAGCUAUUCAGGAUUAUGAAACUGCUCAGGAACACAAUGAGAAUGAUCAGCAGAUUCGAGAAGGUCUGGAGAAAGCACAGAGGCUACUGAAACAGUCACAGAGACGAGAUUAUUAUAAAAUCUUGGGAGUAAAAAGAAAUGCCAAAAAGCAAGAAAUCAUUAAAGCAUACCGAAAAUUAGCACUGCAGUGGCACCCAGACAACUUCCAGAAUGAAGAAGAAAAGAAAAAAGCUGAGAAAAAGUUCAUUGACAUAGCAGCUGCUAAAGAAGUCCUCUCUGAUCCAGAAAUGAGGAAGAAGUUUGACGACGGAGAAGACCCCCUGGACGCAGAGAGCCAACAAGGAGGUGGCGGCAACCCUUUCCACAGGAGCUGGAACUCAUGGCAAGGGUUCAAUCCCUUCAGCUCAGGCGGACCUUUUAGAUUUAAAUUCCACUUCAAUUAAACCAGCUGUUUUUCUGCUCUUCUUCCUUCAUUUUUUUAAAGUUUUAAAACAAACAAACAAAAAAAACCUUGUUCCGGGAUCCUAAUGAAAAAGAAAAUUCCAACCUUUCAGUUUGCCCACGACCAAAGAGGUGUUCUGAAUGGCAGUGUCUGUUCUUAUCCAUUGCAGACUUGAGGCUGACGGGGGUGAGGGCGGGAGGCAGGUGGGCUUCCGUUUCUGGCAGAGCAGCCUGUGUCUGUGCUGUGACCGGAUGGAAGAAGCGGUCUGAGGCGGGUGCAUAGAUCUUGCAUCUUCUACACUGGAGCAGGUGGAGAGUCUCUCCUCACUGCAUACGUGUCAGCGCCUGUGUGUGUGAGGAGGAACCUGGGCUGUCAGCGUUCUCCAAGAGGAAUGAACAUUCUGAGCUGUAUGUUCUUAGGCACAACUUUGCUUCGACUCUGGUCUGUCCAGUCACCUGUCCUUAUGUUAAAUUUCCACUUGCGUUCCCAUCUCUCUCUGAGCAUGAACAUGGCUGUUGUUGAAGGUGGUCAGAGCCGUUAGAGAACCUGCUACAAAUGGCAGGAGCCAGGGUGAGGUCUGGACUCACGUUAAGCAUGUAUUUUUUUGUUCAAUACCUGGAGGAGAAUACUGAAAACCAUUGAAACAGAAUUAACUGUAAACCCUCCUGGCCCUUUUAUUUAAUAUGAAACACAAUGAACUAAAAACUUGUAAAGUAAGUUCAGAUAACAUGGCAGUGGUAUCUAAAUAAUAUUGCUGUAUGCAGAUUAACAACUGAAGUGUAAGCUGUACAGCAUCUCCUGUAACAGGACUGGCUUAGAAUGUCAAGUCGCUCAGUCAACACAGACAGAAUGCCGUGUCUCCCACUUUUAAGGUUAGCAGUUUCUCUUAUGUCUUCGCCUACCUGGCCCGUGGGUGCCCACGUGGGAUUGCUUUGAGGUGGGCGUUAAGUAGCAGGCCUGCCCCUUUGCCAGACCUUGAUGCCUCUGGAAGUUUUUCUGCCAGGAAAGAAACAGGUUUACAGAUCUAGUCAGCUCUGGCUGUAUGUCCACUAUCAAGACAGCAUCUCUUCUUGGAUACCUUCUUACGUUUUAAGAAAAAUGAACUAUUCAGUCUUUAUAUGCUGGAUAAUUUUUUCCUUAAAAGAAAAAUAAGUGUUAAUCUAGAACAUUAAAUAUUUAUGGAUAGGGAUUCCAUAAAAUAUUAUGGAACUAUUGAUGCUGCACUUAAAAUCUUAAGAAUUAUUUAGAUAAAAAUUAUUACCUUUAUUCUAGAAAGGUUUUUUUUCUUUUUUUGCCUCAGAACAUUUUGACAAUUUAAGCAGGAUGGGCCUAAUAUACUGACUGCUUUUUGGGAAAUCAAGCAUCUUCUGAGUUGUUGGGGCUGUCCUACCACUAAUAUCCACAACAGCCAGCCAAGCACAAAUAGUUUCCUUCUACAGUCAUUCUGAAACAUACUUGGAAAAGAGUUUUUUAAUCUGAGGGACAAAAACACAGUUGAGUUGGACAAAACACGUUAAGUGCUUUUUGCAUCUACUUAGAAGUUUAUUUCUUACCAAUAAACAAGAUGGCAUUUUGAAAACUUAGCGAACAGCUUGCAGCUUUCCUUUUGUUUUAAUGUCUCAAAAUUCAAGCCAGUGUGAAAAUUUCCAAAGGAAAUUCAUUUUUAUCCUUUAAUCUUAUUACUUCAUUAGUUAAAUCAGCAGUUUUUUUCCAAUCCAGUUCUUUCAUGUAUGAUGUCACUGUGAACUCUUUGAAAUCUUGCAAUGGCCUCUACCUACUUUUACAAGGAAGAAUUUUCACAAAGAAAUCAGAACAAAGGAAAUAUGAAAUCACUCACCCUGCCAGUUGGAGGAGAGGGUGUAAAGUUGCCAGCAAGAAGGAGCCUGAAGGGGCCAGGAUGGCUGGGGGUGGGCCAUGUGGGUCACUGUGCUGGGCCCGACAUCUCGCCGACCGCCAUCCUGCUGCUGAGAGGGCUUGCUCUGUUUUUCCUCCACCUGUGAGAACUGUAAAUCCUGUUCCUGAAGUCUUACCAGGCAUUGACUUUAGUCAUAAGGGAAUUAUGCAGAGAGUCGCUUGUUUUCAGUGAAGACAGAAGCAGGUAUGGUGCCAGGUGCCAACGCCAUGGAGAGAAAUUCUCUGGAUUCUGUUGUUUUUGCUCAUGGGUGAUGAAAAGAACGACUUUUCGGUUCCAGCCUUGAGGGUCAUCAGUAGUCUUCUGGAAUCCGCCUGACCAGGAAGAUGGUCAGGCCUUCCUGCCCUCCACAGUGAUAAGAGCGCUGGGAGCGAGAAGGGACAGUUGUCCGUCCUGGCGGCCUGAUGCAGGAGCAUCACACUCUCCAGGCUCUGGUUUGGGGACCGCAGGUGCCCGGUAACCUGUGCGGCUCUUUGUGGAAAAGCAAAAUGAGAGGGGCGCCCGGCCUUGGCUGUGUCACAUUCCCUUCCUUUUCAGUGAGCUCCAGAAGUGAAGUGUCGCUGGUCGGUAAAUGGGUAUUUUUCCACAGCAACAAGUAUUAAACACAUCAGCCUAUAAACAUGAAAAAGGUCUAAAAGGAAAGUAAAUUAAUGUAAUACCCAUUUCUGAAAGUUUGUGCUUUUUUCCAUGGAUAAAUGAAAACUGGAAAAUGACUUCAACAGUUUACUAAUGUGAAUUGGAUGUAACAGCACUAAUUUUAAAAUGUUUUGCUCUUUAGGCAGUAUUAAAAGUUCAAGUAUCUGUAUGAAAACAGAACUUUCUGGGACUCUGAUAAUUGAAUGUCAGAACUACCCACCGCUUGAGAGAAAAAGACUAGUUAUAACUGAUUAUUGGCAGGGGAGGGGAGCUAACAAUUUUCAGUUGGCAUCAUUUUCUAUUCAUGGUGGAAAAAUGAAAGAUUGCACCUUUAGAGCAUGAAAUUGGUCAUAAGUUGUGAAAUUUACCAUGAAAAAAGGGCACAAGAUGCUUAGUUAAAAAUGGCCCCUCAGUCAGGUCUCUGCCUCCUUAAAGGGACAGGGCACCCGUGACAGCCCUGUGCAGCUUUCAUUGAGGACACAUGCGUGGUUAUCCUAGAGAAAUGCACGCCACUGUGCUGAAUGUAGUUGACUUUUCCACAUUUAUAAAAGAAAGAGGGUGGCAAAUGCUGAUUUAUCAACAAUUAUUUUAAAUCAGAUCAUUGCUUUUUUGUUAGUAGCAGAGUUUAUUCUGUAAUUGCAAAUGAUGUUGAUAGGUGGAGAUAAUUUGCUUUGUUUAAUGGAUGAUCUCAUUUGCUGAAUGAUUUAAGAGUAAAAUUAGCCACUGCGUGGCUUCAUGUAUGGUAAACGGGUUUUGUUUCACACCCUCUGUAUUUGAGCCUCCUACCUGCAGUGGAAAGCAGAGCAUAGAGGAGGUAAGAACUGGAGAUGUCUGAUGAAUUAAAAUAUUACUCCUGCUGUUAAGUCUGUAGUUGGUCUGAAUGAGACAAAACUAAGUAACUUAAUCCAUCUCAAUUUAGUGUUUUAAUAAAUAAGACACCAGAAAUUAAUGGGAAUGGGUCUCAGACAUGUCUACAAAUAUGGGUACUAUUUUUAUGCCCGUGUAUUUUCACAUUUAAUAAAAAUAUUUAUGGUCAAAUGA
This is a messenger RNA of Cervus elaphus (red deer), 5245 nucleotides long. RefSeq names its product DnaJ heat shock protein family (Hsp40) member C3 (gene DNAJC3). Gene Ontology annotation, molecular function: protein-folding chaperone binding; misfolded protein binding. The transcript has 12 exons. Gene Ontology annotation, cellular component: endoplasmic reticulum. Bases 143 to 1657 code for a protein of 504 amino acids. Lineage: Eukaryota; Metazoa; Chordata; Mammalia; Artiodactyla; Cervidae. Gene Ontology annotation, biological process: protein folding in endoplasmic reticulum. The record is from RefSeq and is a predicted model, not a curated record.